Messenger RNA from Aspergillus candidus, 2682 nucleotides. Its product is annotated as putative RSC complex subunit (RSC1). The transcript has 5 exons. Gene Ontology annotation, molecular function: protein binding; chromatin binding. Gene Ontology annotation, biological process: chromatin remodeling. The coding region runs from base 1 to 2682 and encodes 893 amino acids. NCBI's taxonomy places the organism in Eukaryota, Fungi, Ascomycota, Eurotiomycetes, Eurotiales, Aspergillaceae. Gene Ontology annotation, cellular component: RSC-type complex. The record is from RefSeq and is a predicted model, not a curated record.
AUGGAGAAGGCUCCCGAGCCGGCGCAAACCCAACCUACUGCUGAGGAGCCGGUGAAAUCGAUCGAGGAUGACAAUACCAGGGGUGAUGGCGCGGCGCCUGCGAGUACUGUCACCGAAGAACAAUGGAGGUCGAUGAUGGAUGUUACCUUGGCGAUCUAUGAGGUUAGGGAAGAAGAUGGACACGACCCAUCGCGAUUGUUCCAUCGCAGCGUCAACAAGCGCAAUGUCCCCGACUAUUACGAGAUCAUCAAGGAACCCAUGGCGCUUAGUAUCUUGAAGGCAAAGAUCAAUAAACGCGAGUACAAACAGUUUUCUGAAUUUGUGCGCGACUGUGCUUUGAUCCCUCAUAACGCUCAGACGUAUAACCGUCCAAAGUCCCAGGCGUAUGAAGACGCGCUCGUAAUCAAGGAAGUGUUCGCUGCGGAGUUCCAAACACUCAAGAACAAGGGGAUUAUCACGGCUGAGGAAGCCGAGCUUCCGGACCUAGGGGAGAUUCCUGAAGCGGACCCUCUCCCCGAAGAAGAGGGGGAGGAAGAGGACGAAGACGAAGAGGACGAAGAGGAUGAAGACGACUCCGAUGACGAUGGCCGACGGAAGAAGAAACGCGGUCCUCGCCCCGGGCCCAAACCGCACGGUGCGAAGGAAGAUAGCCACAAAUCGAACGAUCCGGAGCUGAGAAAGAAACGAGGCCGACCACCACGUGUCGACACCCCUAUGGAGGCUAGGAUAAAAGCAAUUUUGAAAGGGAUCCGAAAGCUGAAAGGGCCAAACAGCCAGCUGAAAGUACGGCACUUCGAGCGUUUGCCGGACAAGGCCACUUACCCGGACUACUAUGUGGAAAUCAAAGAACCCAUCGCGAUCGACAUCAUCAAGAGGAAAUCAAAGCGGAAGAAGUACAACUCAGUGGAUCAUUUUAUGAGGGAUAUGGACUUGAUGUUCAAUAAUGCCAAGGCCUAUAACCAACCAGACAGCCAGAUAUACAGAGACGCUGUUGAUCUGCAGGCGGAGGCACGGAAACUUGCUGAGCACGAGAAGAAGAAACCGGACAGUGAAUACCUGAUGGAAGAUGGACGGUUGCCUCUGCCGGACGGCAUACUCCACAAGGGUGAGAUGUGGAAGGUCGGUGAUUGGGUCCAUAUCCAAAAUCCCAACGACGUGACAAAACCGAUCGUGGCGCAAAUCUAUCGAACAUGGCAGGACGCCGCGGGCGAGAAAUGGAUAAACGCCUGUUGGUACUAUCGGCCGGAGCAGACUGUUCAUCACUUUGAAAAACACUUUUAUCCCAACGAGGUGGUUAAAACCGGCCAGUACCGAGACCACCGCGUGGGGGAGAUUGUUGACCGGUGCUUCGUGAUGUUUUUCACCCGCUACAAUCGUGGGCGGCCUAGAGGUCUCCCGCUCGAUAAGGAUGUUUACGUCUGCGAAGCCCGGUAUAACGAAGAGAAACACAAGCUGAACAAAAUCAAGACCUGGGCAAGUUGCCUGCCGGACGAGGUGCGAGAAAAGGACUAUGAGAUGGAUCUGUUCGAUGUCCCUAGGCGGAUCAAGAAGAUUCCCAGCCCGAUUAAACACCUGCUUAAGGACGACGCAAAAGAGACAGAUGAUCUUCCGAAACCGACCUGGGGCGCGGACAAUGCACCGCCCAUUGUCGGCGCAGUUCACCGACGCCCACGCGAUGAAAACGAAUCCCCACCCCCGGAACCAACUCCGACGCCGCCGCCAUCAUUGCCGCAGUCGAGUUUGCCUUCCGUCCCUCGACAAACUCCAAUGAACCAUAUAUCCGCGCGGCCAAUUGUCAAUGGCCAGGGUCAUACCCCUGCGGCAGGUGCUACCCCUGUCCCGACACGCUCCCCAGCUGCUUCGAUUGCACCUGUUCACGGCUCUCCCGUGCCGGUACCUCCAAUCAAUUACCAGCAGCCGCAGGUUCCUCCGGUGCCAGCCUAUCAGCCUGUUUUACAGAGGCGACCCAGUGGACUCAUGCCACAAACCCCACACGCCGCCUCCUGGCAGGCCUCGCCGGUUCCUCAGAGUUAUGCGGCCGCGCAGCCUUCGCCGUACACACCGUAUCAGACGAGUCGUUUGCCAGUGGCACCAGGUACAGCCUACAACUCAAACGGCCCUCGUCCGACCGAGGUCUUCCACUUGAGCGAUGCUGCAAACGAGGCCAUACCCGCAGACAUUCGCGAGAAGUUCCACUGCGAUGACCAAGGCCGCGUCCUUUUCUUUUCCUCUCCGCCUCUUGAUAUCGUACCAUCCAUGCAGCCGAAGCUCGGCCAUUCUCUCAAGUAUCUCGCAGCGAAAGAAGAGCGACGGAAGCUCGUUGAGUCCAGAAAGCGAAAAGAAAACGACGAAGAACAAGAGCGCGCAGAGAACGCGAAGCGCCAGCGUGCAGACGACGAAACCGCCCUUACUUCUCGGGUAGAAGCUCUAACAGUCAAGGCCAUGGAGGCAAUGACGGAGAAUAUCGUGUCAGGAACGGACACGAUCUACGAGAUGUUGUACGGGGGUCAAGCAGGCCAGGCUCGACAUACUGAUGCCGAGGUGCACAACCGACGAGUUUCUGCCGAUCGAGUCUCUCAUGACAAGACAACGCAGAUCCAAGCCCACUCCAAGGAUACGAGUCUCACUAGCCUCAAAGCCCGUGCCAUAUAUAUGGACGAGGUGAACGGGGGGGUUAGAUAG